AAUUACGAUUGUAUGCCGAGAGCGAUGUUUUGAGAUGAUUAUACCUGGUACCGGCGGCGGUUCGAGCAUUCCGCUCAGAUUUGCAAUUCACGCGCGGGCGUGCCCUUCUUCCGACCGACGUGACAGAAUUUGAGCGAUUCCCCCGAUUUCAAGGACCGAAUAUAGAAAGCAAAAAGGACAUACACCAUGGCGCAAACGCAGCCGCAGCAGUUUUCCCAGUCGUUCUCCCCGCCGGGGUCUUCACCCUCGCCGGGAGCUCCAUCGCCAGUGAAUGGAGGUGGCGUCCCUCCACCCCCCAAACGACAGCGUCUUUCGCCUCUCCCUCAGUCUCCCUACGCCUCACCCAGCUUUGGGACCCUUCAACUUCCCCAAAAUAUUCCUCAGAACCUCCCACAAAAUCAGAUCGCCGCCUCCGCCAAUGCCAUUAAUGUGAACGGACUGCCUCAGACACCUGUACAGGCACCGGCACCGGCACCUCCCGGAGCAAUGGGGCCACCGUCUCGACCUGCGGAUAAGGCUACGGAUGCUGCGGAGUUGACGGAUGUUUUGGCCUCGUCGGGUAUCGAUGUGAGGGAAGAAGAGGCCUUCCUCACCAGCAGCUAUUCUGGUCCAGGUGUGCAGGUCCAGCAGCCACCACGACCUCAACCACAGCAGCAUCACCAUCAGCCUCCUCUACCGCAGCAGCAGCCGCAACCUCCCAUCAACACAUCCUUCACAUCUCAAACCUCGACCGGAACGGUAUCGUCUCAGCCUAGCUUCAGCGAACCGUCACAGCUCAAGCCGCCCACGGCCCAAGGAUCUCCUCUCACCGAAUCAUCAACUCAGCCUCCAGCGCCCUUCAAAGACCCAAAUGAACCGACCCGAGAAGAUAGCGAGGCGGCUCGCCGGGCACAAUACCAUCUACAGGAACCGUUUCUCUUGACGAAGGUCUUGGAACAGAAACUGCAGAGACGGGGGUUUGAGCUGGGGGUCCGCAUACCGGCCGAAGGCUUGUUCCAUCCGGUGCCGGGCCGUCAAGCGCCGAUCGAAGUGACCGGACCCGACGGCUCAUCCAUCGUGCGCACAGGUCAAACUAUUCUCAACCAGGAAGGCGCUCCGUUGGUGGACAUCUUGAAUCUGAUGUCGCUAUCAUGCGAAGAGCGACUGCGAACCGUGGUUGACUACUCCUCCACACUCGCGCGGAGCCGUCGCGAACAUUCCCACGGAGAUGUUCCUCACAUCUGACACAGGAUCCCAAUCGGCGGCCGACCAACCGGGACCCAAAAGUCUUCCGGAGAAAUACCGUCUGCUCAUGGACAAAGACAACUCCAGCGAGGAAAGCCGUGCGGCCAAACGUGCCAAGCGCGGUGCCAAUGCCAUUCUGGGCG
Molecule: messenger RNA, 1367 nt
Organism: Aspergillus steynii IBT 23096
Lineage: Eukaryota; Fungi; Ascomycota; Eurotiomycetes; Eurotiales; Aspergillaceae
Exons: 2
Coding region: 187-1224 (345 amino acids)
Source: RefSeq, a predicted model, not a curated record